This is a messenger RNA of Lymnaea stagnalis (great pond snail), 18843 nucleotides long. Lineage: Eukaryota; Metazoa; Mollusca; Gastropoda; Lymnaeidae. The record is from the annotation of a GenBank genome assembly.
AAAAAGUAAAGAAAGAAAUGAUUGAUUUUUUUUUCAUUGCUUCAAUUAUUAUCAAGAAGUUUUUUUUAAAUAUUUGUUCAUCUUCGUGGAUUGUUAAAGGUUUUAGGAUAAUUUUCUGUAUCAGCUAUUUUCUUUGGAAGGAUUCUGUAAUAAUUACAGAGAAACAAAAAUCACCACAGAGUUACCCGCAAGUGUUCAGAGGACAACCAGGAUCUGCUCUUUGGAUUGGAAUUUAGAAACAAAAAAAAUUCAGUUGCGAAUUUUGUAUAUGAGAUAAUGUGUGUGUUUUCUGUGCCUGACUACCGCGGUUUGUGAUUCUGGUGGAUUAAAAAGGAACAUUUAAAGCCAGGUAAUUCAUUUCGCUGAGGAGUUCUGUCAUUUUGAUAAUAUUUGAGUUAAACUUUAAAACAAUCCAGUUGACCAAAAUAUCAGCCCACUUUUGGACAGUCGGUUGGCACACUGGCAUUAACGUAACUUGUAUGCGGAUAAAAUAUGUUGAUUGGUUAUUUCAUUUCUAAGAUGACAACCACCCAGUAAAAGCUUACACCCGAUGGAUUAUUCUAGCAACCAUGUUACGACAUUCUCUAGUAGCGACGUUACGACAAUCCUGGUAUUGAAAAGUUUAAACUGAUUUGUAUUACAACAGCCUACGAGGAAUACAAUUCUGGAAAAUCAUGCAAGCCUCAGGCAUGGUGAGACCUCCGCCAACAGUCAGCUUAACGUGCCCGUUCCUUCAGUCAGACACGGUCACUGGUGUCGAGUCCAUUCCUUUUGGUCAGUACGGAGUCGACUGGCAUCACCCCAUAUCUGGACGACUGCAGUUCACACCCCUCGAUACCCGGGGGGCCUUUUUGAGACUCCAGGGCCAGGGGCGCAGGGAGACGGCCCGUUGUCGUAUCCGACGUCCCAUGAACGCUUUCAUGGUGUGGGCCAAAGAUGAAAGGAAACGACUGGCUGGUGAGAACCCCGACAUACACAAUGCUGAACUGAGCAAAAUAUUGGGUGAGUAUCACUUUGCACUCAACAUAUGUUUAAAGAAAAGAUUCAACAUUUUUAAAUAGUGAUCUUAAUUUGUUGUUUUUUAAAGACAUAAAAUGAUCUUUAAAUCAGUUAGCCUAUCUUGGAAAGAUCUUUAAAUCAGUUGGCCUAUCUUGAAAGGAUCUUUAAAUCAGAAGACAUUUCUUGAAAUGAUCUUUAAAUCAGUUGGCCUAUUUUGGAAAGAUCUUCUUAAAAUCUCUCUGGCUUUGUUGUGCAGUGUACAACAGUGGAAAUGUUUUUCGUAUUUUACUAUAUACUGACUUAUUCUUAUAAUUGGAUUUUAUAUUUUUAGAUAGAAUAAGUGAGUGGUCUCUUAAUAGGCUCUGAAUUUAUUGAUAAAAUUUAGUCUGAGACAUAUCCUAGACAUGAUACAAUUUAGUCUGAGACAUAUCCUAGACAUGAUACAAUUUAGUCUGAGACAUAUCCUAGACAUGAUACAAUUUAGUCUGAGACAUAUCCUAGACAUGAUACAAUUUAGUCUGAGACAUAUCCUAGACAUGAUACAAUUUAGUCUGAGACAUAUCCUAGACAUGAUACAAUUUAGUCUGAGACAUAUCCUAGACAUGAUACAAUUUAGUCUGAGACAUAUCCUAGACAUGAUACAAUUUAGUCUGAGACAUAUCCUAGACAUGAUACAAUUUAGUCUGAGACAUAUCCUAGACAUGAUACAAUUUAGUCUGAGACAUAUCCUAGACAUGAUACAAUUUAGUCUGAGACAUAUCCUAGACAUGAUACAAUUUAGUCUGAGACAUAUCCUAGACAUGAUACAAUUUNUUUUUGUUUUAUUUCUGUUUUUUUUUUUUUUUAUUUAUUUAUCUAUUUGUUUAAAAUUAAUUAAUUAAUUAUUUUGUUGUCCUUUGGGGAUGUGCCCGCUCUCGUUGCCCCCGGACUGCGCUAUUCAGCAUAGAAUGAUAACACUAAGUAAUGUGUGAAUUAUUGUAACAGCGUUGAGUUGGACACAUCCUUUAGAUCUGAUGGAAUAACUCAAUUGAUCUUGAGGCCUCCUUACUUUCAUUUAUUUUGUUCAAAAUCAUAAAUAUGUCAUUAUUAAUCUCUUCACGCCCCUUGGAACAACUUGCCCCAAAUCUUUCAGGAGUGCGCACCCAUCAUGGAAAUCCCUGGCUUCAAGUGCUGACCCGCUUAUCACUAACUUGUGGACGAUAUUGAAUUAAAAAUAGGAAAUAAUUGCCUGCCCUUAGAAUGAACCAUUUACUAAACUGCUUUUGAAUAUCUGUUAUCUUCCUUCUGAACAUCUAAGAAAAUGCAAUGUGUUUAAAUAGUAGACAAAGCUUACCUUAAAUAAUAAAAGUAAUGUGAUAAUAUAUAUGAUGUAUAUUAGUCAAAAUACCCGGUUUCCCUGGGGUUUGCAUUAGGAUAAAAUCUCGUAAAGGGUUUUAAGCAGAGGUGUAGUCAAAAACUAUUGACAUUUCAAUGUUCUCCUAUAAAGGACAAAGUUAGAACAACACUUGUAAACAUUGAAUUUGGGGCCCAUCACGUCUCAGUUAAUAUUCCGGGAACCGGAGUGCCUGCCAUUGUACUGAGUGCCUGCGGUUGUACUGAAUGCCUACCAUUGCACGUGUGCAAUGCAGAUUUGUUGACAGGUAUUCUGACCAGGUGUCCAAACACAUUAAUUUUCUGUCCCCAAGACUCGCACAAAAACAUACUGUGAACGAUCGUUCUCUUUCUGUGCCCCCAAACAAUGGAAUUCUCUUCCACUACACAUCCGCAAUGUACCACCCAUCACAGCCCUCAAAACUGCACCCAAAACACAUCUCUUUAAACUCUACUAUCCUGACUGAUUUCACCCCCCCCCCAAACCUUUCUAAUUCAUACACGAUGCUGCCGAGUAGCCGUCCAUGGCUUGACAUGAAAGUAGUUCUUGAAUGUCUGGAGUGAAUAUAAAUUUGUUUUGUUUUAUUUAAUUAAUUUAUGUUAAUUUUUAAGUUCAUGAUUAUGUUUGUUAAAUUAUAUGUACAGCGUGGUGAGCCCAGCCCUAUGCUGGGGUACCACGCUAUAGAAAAAAUUUACUACUACUAAUAAUAAUAAUAUACUGGCUGAUUGGGAUGGCAUCAACCAUUUUUCUUAUUUACUUGUUACGAAUGUGACACCUUCUUAUUUUAACAGCAGCUCACCUGAAAUAUCUCAUCUCGCAGGUGAAUAGUUUUCUCUCCAGACUUUUAUUCAGUGCCCAGGUUUGACAUUGUAACACUAACGUGAAAUUAUCGGAUGUCAGUAAUAUAAUUUAGGACAUAAAAUUAUUUUGUCUGGUAUUUAAGAGGCUUAUAAUAAUUGUACAACACUAAAGUAAUUAAAUUAAAAAAAGUGUAUUUUAAUAUGGACUAAUUGCCUCCAUCUUUACGAUGCGGAUAUUAUUAGUUUGAAAUCCAUUGGAUAUUAAAAAGUUUAAUUCCAAGUGAUAUUAUUAGUUUAAACUCCAGUGAAUAUAAUUAGUUUAAAUCCAGGGUAUAUUAUUACUUUGAAAUCCAGUGGCUAUCAUUAGUUUGAAAUCCAUCGGUAAUUAGUAGUUUAAAAUACAGUGGGUAUUAUUAGUUUAAAAUCCACCGAUAUUUUUAAAAGGCAAAUGAAAAAAAUAGUUUCCCAUGUUUGGCCUGGAUGCAAUCAUUUAAGUAACCGCUAUAAUUGUAACCUAAGUCUCCUUGUACUGGUUGGGCUAUUGUAAGAACAAUUCAUUGUAGAACCUCUUGCACUCAUUUGGAAAGGUCUAGAAACUUCAAAAAUAUCUUUCAAUCUGAAUUCAUAACAUUUUGGGACAGUCAUUAACACCAAUAGAAACAUAUAAUGACAUUUGUAAAUGUUAAAACCCUAUAAUAAAACUCUAACGUUCUAUAAUAAGAAGUUUCAAGAAAGUUUAAAAAAAAGAUCUAUUAACCGAUACUGUGGAAAUUCCAGUGAAAAUGAUAGAUAUCUAUCAAUCUUAACCUAAAUUUCUAUAACAUUUUAGAUCCCAAUGACAUUUUCGUAAUCUCUAAACCUAAUUGUAACGAUAAAGAACUUAUUAAAAUAUUGCAUUAUUUUUUUCCUAACAUACCGUUUGUAAAAAUAAAAAAAAUUGGGUUUGUUUGUAGUCAUUAUCUGGACAUUAAAACAUUUAAAACAAAAUGCCACAACUGCAUGACCCGGUUGACGUUUUAAUUAUCACUAAGAUAGGGUCCUAAAUAAUUCAUCAGGUAAAUAACCAAGAAAAAAAAUAAUAAAAUAUGUCCCGUUAAAAUCUAUUGAAAAAUGUAAGAGAUGUAGCGAACAUAAGGAACACGAAAUCAAUAAACAUGACCCGAACAUUUAUUUUGUUUAUGAGUUCAAAACCUUCCAGUUUUUAAUUGAGAUUUUAAAGUGCAUUUGCACCAAGUUUUGUGAACAUCUAUCCAUUAAGUGUCAUUUUAAAGUUAUGUGGCUCACAUAAGCAAAAAGAACCUACUCUUUUAUAGUUAACAGUAGUGAGUAGUAUAGCUUGGCCAGGUUGGAUAAGGAACAAACUUUAUUUAACAAAAUAUGUCCCAUAACAAUCGGUUGACGAAGGGGAAUCCCCCGACACAAAAAUGGGAAUAUUAUUAUUUUAAAAUCCACCAAUAUUUUAGAAGUGAUAAUUAAAGGUAUUUUUUACCAAUUUCGGUCUAGAUCAAUUUACUUGGAAGCUUGAUAGUAAGCCUUCGUGCAUAGCUUUGGCUAUUAUAAGGAAAAUACACCAUUCAAGCUCCUACACACAUUUGAAUAUUUAAAUCUAAUUGUGAAACAUUUGAUGAAAAUCAUAGAGACUUAAAGGAACAUAAAAAGGACAUCUUUAACACCAACGAGUCAACCAUCAGCUGUCAGUCAACACUAUCUGGACAAACUUAUUGAAGCUUAGACUGAAUGUUGAACGUGUCAAUAAAUUAGUUUAAAAGUGUCAUCUAAGAUGGCCUGAAAUUGUUCCGUCUGUAACAUGGUUUGCCUUUGUUCCGUCUGUAACAUGGUUUGUGCCUUUGAGACAUUUCUAUUCUCAUCAAUUUUACCCCCCCCCCCCCCAAAAAAAAAAAAAAAAAAAAAAAAAAAAAAAAACUUAACUUGAACAUCCUUCGGAGCCAUUCAAUAUGAACAUAAAAUAAUAUUGACUCUUUACCCUCUACAUUUUACUCUUUACCCUCUACAUUUUGCUGUUUACCCUCUACAUUUUACUCUUUACCCUGUACAUUUUACUCUUUACCCUGUACAUUUUACUCUUUACCCUCUACAUUUUACCCUUUACCCUCUACAUUUUACUCUUUACCCUCUACAUUUUACUCUUUACUCUAUACAUUUUACUCUUUAACCUCUACAUUUUACUUUUUACCCUCUACAUUUUACUCUUUACCCUCUACAUUUUACACUUUAACCUCUAUAGUUUACUCUUUUUUUUUAAAUAAAGCUUUUGGGAUAAGGGAUUAUGACCAAACUUUCCAGAAACCAUAUGCAGGUCGGGGANUAUACAUUUUACUCUUUAACCUCUACAUUUUACUUUUUACCCUCUACAUUUUACUCUUUACCCUCUACAUUUUACACUUUAACCUCUAUAGUUUACUCUUUUUUUUUAAAUAAAGCUUUUGGGAUAAGGGAUUAUGACCAAACUUUCCAGAAACCAUAUGCAGGUCGGGGAGUGGGGGGGGGGGUAACAUCUGUAGAUCGGGGGAGAACCAUCUGCAGGUCGGGGGGUGGGGGUAACAUCUGUAGAUCGAGGGGGGGACCAUCUGUAGGUCGGGGGGGGGGGAACCAUCUGUAGGUCGGGGGGAACCAUCUGUAGGUCGGGGAACCAUCUGUAGGUUGGGGGAACCAUCUGUAAGUCAGGAGAAUUGACCAUGUCAAAUUAUUUGUGAUACAUUAGUUUUUAUCUCGUGGUUGAUCGGCCCACUUACUUACAUACAAACAUCGUCACAACUCAGCUUUAUAUACUAUAUAAUAUAUAUAUAAAUAUAAUACAUGUAUACAUAUAUGCAUGUAUGUACAUAUAUAAUGAAAGGUAGUGUUUAAUUUUCUCAGUACAAAUACUGCAGUGUGCACUUUAACUGGCAAGUAGUCUACACAGGAAAAUGAAAAAUACAUCUCCAAACUAUUAAAAUAUAUUCCAAUUAAUUUAAAUAACUUCUUUUCAAAAUAUAUCAUAUAUGUCAGGAAAUUAAGUCGUACAAUCUUAAGAUUAAUGUUUCUUAACCUAACCACCUACUAAUUAUUUGACUGACACUGACACCCCCUACGAAUUAUUAGACUACAAGAUUAUUUUCUUAAUAAUUCUACAGUUCUACUUGCAAUUCUAUAAAUAUAUUAGAGCCGGCUAAUUAACAAAAAAUUGAAUACAUUUUUAAUUUUGUAGAAGGUGCAAACAAUAAUUCGUAGGGGGUGCGAAACUAGUAUAAUAAUUCGUAAAGGGGUGUGAGACCAGUCAAAUAAUUCGUAGGGGGUGCGAAACUAGUAUAAUAAUUCGUAAAGGGGUGUGAGACAAGUCAAAUAAUUCGUAGGUGGUGCGAAACUAGUAUAAUAAUUCGUAAAGGGGUGUGAGACCAGUCAAAUAAUUAGUAGGUGGUGCGAAACUUGUCCAAUAAUUCGUAGGGGGUGCGAAACUAGUAUAAUAAUUCGUAAAGGGGUGUGAGACCAGUCAAAUAAUUCGUAGGGGGUACGAAACUAGUAUAAUAAUUCGUAAAGGGGUGUGAGACCAGUCAAAUAAUUCGUAGGGGGUGCGAAACUAGUAUAAUAAUUCGUAAAGGGUUGUGAGACAAGUCAAAUAAUUCGUAGGGGGUGCGAAACUAGUAUAAUAAUUCGUAAAGGGGUGUGAGACCAGUCAAAUAAUUAGUAGGUGGUGCGAAACUUGUCCAAUAAUUCGUAGGGGGUGCGAAACUAGUAUAAUAAUUCGUAAAAUGGUGUGAGACCAGUCAAAUAAUUCGUAGGGGGUGCGAAACUAGUAUAAUAAUUCAUAAAAUGGUGUGAGACCAGUCAAAUAAUUCGUAGGGGGUGCGAAACUAGUAUAAUAAUUCGUAAAAUGGUGUGAGACCAGUCAAAUAAUUCGUAGGGGGUGCGAAACUAGUAUAAUAAUUCGUAAAGGGGUGUGAGACCAGUCAAAUAAUUCGUAGGGGGUGCGAAACUAGUAUAAUAAUUCGUAAAGGGGUGUGAGACCAGUCAAAUAAUUAGUAGGUGGUGCGAAACUUGUCCAAUAAUUCGUAGGUAAAGAAUAAAUUAUCUUUUGAUGGUUUACAAGCGUUAAGCAUACACAAAAAAGUCAAUGAUAAAAUAAGUGUUGAGUUUUCUUUAUUAAUUAUUAAUCUAAAUACUAAUCAUGAUCAUGAGAAAACUAUCUGUCUUUAAGAUUAGAAAACUAUCUGCAUUUAAGAUGAGCGAGCUAUCGGUCUUAAAGAUAAGAAAACUAUCUGUCUUUAAGAUCAGGAAACUAUCUACCUUUAAGAUGAGAAAACAAUCUGAAGUUAUUGAAUCAGCUACGUCCUGGAUACAAUAGUUAUAGCUAAAUUUAAAUUAAAUGAGAUUAGUAGGCUGACAUUUGAAUGAAAAUGGAUAAUAUGAGAAAUUACUUAUUUUUUAAAUAUUUUUUUAAACGAGUCACAUUUAUUUAAUUAAUUUUCGGUUGAAAGAGAAAAAAUUGUAUUUGACUUCCACGAUGAUUGUCUUGACUGAAUCAUUGGAUGUUUUUGUGAUAGCCAAGACUCAUGAUUGGGAAGAAAAAUUACAAAUAAAUCAGGGACCAGACAUAUCCUGCUUUAAGAAAGCCCAACCCUAGCACUCGGUGACCCUAGCCCAUAUUGAGAUAAAGCAUGUCCUCUAAUUAAUGGAGACUUUAAGGCAUCAAUGACGUCACCUCCUCCCCUCCACUUUCGAUACCUUUCUUCACUUAAGUCACCCUUCAUAUCUAGUGACCCACUUCAACAUUAAUGACCCACUUCCACAUUAAUGACCCACUUCCACAUUAAUGACCCACUUCCACAUUAAUUACCCACUUCCACAUUAAUGACCCACUUCCACAUUAAUGACCCAUUUCCACAUUAAUGACCCACUUCCACAUUAAUUACCCACUUCCACAUUAAUUACCCACUUCCACACUAAUGACCCACUUCCACAUUAAUGACCCACUUCCACAUUAAUUACCCACUUCCACAUUAAUGACCCACUUCUAUAUUAAAUAAAGCACACACCUUGUCAAUAAUGCCCCACCCCUUUUUUAAACUGACCCACCUCCCCCUUACCCCCAACACUGCUGGUUGAUCCGCUCUGAAAACAGCAGAAGUGAAAGCCGUAAAUCAGGUGUAGUCGGGGCACGUCCAUUAACCUUUGUCGUGGCAGGCGCGGUACAAAGGCUAAUGGUGGCACAACUAUUUACUUUGGGCGUGUGUUCAUGCAUGCUCAAUGCCACCAGGACCACAAAACUCUCUCUUACGUCCCUUCUUUAUCGGCCUACCCCAAACGUGUGUAACAAGGGGAGAGUGAGAAGAAGGAAUGAUAGAGAUGUUAGUUGUAUGAAGGACAAAUGGUAAAUUUGUUAGAUGUAUGAAACAGUGCAAUAUUAAUGUUAUGAAGUUAUUUUGUUCACUUACUACAAAGAUAAACCAAUAAUCCACUAAACCUUAUUUCCUGGAGGCUAAAAAUGAAAUUGGGGGGGUGGGGGGGGGGAGAUUGUGUCAUUUUUUUUUUUCUUUUUUUUUCUUUUUUUGGUUUAGGAAUGGGUGGGGGUGGAUAUGUAGAUUGCAUAAUGAACGGUAAUUUUGUCUAUUUUUCACUACAGAGUAAUCUCCCUUCUUUGAACAAUGCUCAGGUUCGCCUUUGCUUUAUUUUAAUUUCCUUUUUGUCUUCAAGAUUAUAACAUAAAAAAGAUAUAAAAAUUAAUUUUGUUAGCCAUACGAUAAUCAUCUAAAUAACUUCGUAUGUACUGUUAUUCUUAUAAAACUUCGGCAUGUACUGCUAUUCUUAUGAUAACUUCAGGAUGCACUGUUAUUCUUAUGCUAAUUUCAGCAUGUACUGUUAUUCUUAAGACGAGGUAGAGGCCCCAAGACAGAAUAAAAUAAUUUGUUUAAAACUUGGUAGAACUAUCUUUACGAAAUUCUUGAUUUGAACGUGUAAGACCACAGUACCACCCAUGUUAUGUUAUUUAAACUUCUUGAUUUGAACGUGUAAGACCACAGUACCACCCAUGUUAUGUUAUUUAAACUUCUUGAUUUGAACGUGUAAGACCACAGUACCACCCAUGUUAUGUUAUUUAAACUUCUUGAUUGUAACGUGUAAGACCACAGUACCACCCAUGUUAUGUUAUUUAAACUUCUUGAUUGUAACGUGUAAGACCACAGUACCACCCAUGUUAUGUUAUUUAAACUUCUUGAUUUGAACGUGUAAGACCACAGUACCACCCAUUUUAUGUUAUUUAAAAUUGGAAUUCACUUUAAAUAGGAAGGGAACAAAAGAAAACGACAUUAGCCCACUUCAUCAGAGUAGCAGUUAACAAGCUCGCGUUGGAAUGCUGGGAAAGUUAGGGGACAUAACAACGUCGAAACUAACACAACACUUUGGCGGGGUAGAUAACUGAAGGCGACACCGAGCUUUGGCAUUUACGGCGACUUCGAUGAGACGCAAACAUGCAUGGCUGGUUAGGAUGACGCAUGGCCGGUUAGGAUCUGCGCUUGCUUCCUUGUAAUUGUCGUCAUUCUCUUUGAUUAAAGAAUGCACUACAAAUAUGCUGUUUCUGUUUAUUGUUUCUUUUUUAAUGGACUGAUAAAUAGAGCCUCUACAUCGGUGGUUCUCAAAGUGUGCAGUGGUAACUCAGUGGCGUAGCUAGGGGGUACGGGGGUUGCAGACCGCACCGAGUGACACCAUCUUAGGGGUGACAUCAUCUCAGUCGGUAACAUCAUCUAAGUGUGUGACACCAUCUCAGUGUGUGACACCAUCUCAGUGGGUGACAUCAUCUUAGGGGUGACACUAUCUCAGUGGGUGACAUCAUCUCAGUGGGUGACACCAUCUUAGGGGUGACAUCAUCUCAGUGGGUGACACUAUCUUAGUGGGUGACACCAUCUCAGUGGGUGACACCAUCUCAGUGGGCGACACCAUCUCAGUGGGUGACAUCAUCUCAGUGGGUGACAUCAUCUCAGUGGGUGACACCAUCUCAGUGGGUGACAUCAUCUCAGUGGGUGACACCAUCUUAGGGGUGACAUCAUCUGAGUGGGUGACAAAAACACUAGCAUUGUUCAGACCACACACGCCGCUGGGCCCAAACCGAGUUUCAUAAACGGAUAACCGAUGACACGUAAAUUUUCAACGGUUACCGGAAAUUUCUUUGAAAGAAAUUUUGUCGACGGAAAAUUGAUCGACGGAAAUUUGAUUGAACGGAAAUUUGGUCGAAUUUUUUUUCAGUCCACACGAUCAAAUGUUUGUCAAAUUUCUUUUUGAACACACUAUACUAUACAGUAAAACAAAAAAAUGCGUUCAUAAAGAAAUUUGACACAAAAGUAGAUCGUGUGAACUGAAAAAAACAUUCGAUCAAACUUCCGUCAAUCAAUUUUCUUUCAAACAAAUUUCCGAAUACGAUUUCCAAGCCAUGUAACCGAUCCGAAUGCGUGCUUUAUUAAAUUUCAAGGUUGAUAGGUCAGAAAUGAUGUGACCCUAUAAUUAGGUCAGAAAUGAUGUGACCCUAUAAUUAGGUCAGAAAUGAUGUGACCCUAUAAUUAGGUCAGAAAUGAUGUGACCCUAUAAUUAGGUCAGAAAUGAUGUGACCCUAUAAUUAGGUCAGAAAUGAUGUGACCCUAUAAUUAGGUCAGAAAUGAUGUGACCCUAUAAUUAGGUCAGAAAUGAUGUGACCCUAUAAUUAGGUCAGAAAUGAUGUGACCCUAUAAUUAGGUCAGAAAUGAUGUGACCCUAUAAUUAGGUCAGAAAUGAUGUGACCCUAUAAUUAGGUCAGAAAUGAUGUGACCCUAUAAUUAGGUCAGAAAUGAUGUGACCCUAUAAUUAGGUCAGAAAUGAUGUGACCCUAUAAUUAGGUCAGAAAUGAUGUGACCCUAUAAUUAGGUCAGAAAUGAUGUGACCCUAUAAUUAGGUCAGNGGGGGGGGGGGGGGGGGGGGGCUGACACCAUGAGUUUACCGCACCGGGUGACACAAACACUAGCUACGCCACUGGUACCACCCAAUGGGGCAGUGAAAGGACUGUGGGAUUUUAAGGGGAUGAUAGGACGCUCAAAGAGGUCGCUGUGGAAUUAUAUAGGAAAUAUUUUUAUGAAUUAAAAUCACGCCGAGAUGUUUAAAGGAUAAAAUAAAUGCUAAUUUGAUCGUUGUCAAAUAAGUAUCCAGGAUAUACGUCACUGUUAUGUAGAGCUUGUUUACAACACUUUUUCCCCGUGCGUGAACUUUCUUUGACCUCGCAUUAGACUCCUAGCAGACAGUAACGUUUGCUGUGGGCGUGGUUAAAUCUCUUUGAUGUAUCUUGUUUACUACCAGCUUCCAUUUAAACAUGGUUAGUAUGUCUACUAGUAUCUUGUCAAAGGUUCUCGAUUGUGUUAGAAAACUGAGGGAUUUUCUAGACGCGUCGGUAGACCCGAAUAUCUAGGGGAUUGACAGGUACAGAGGAACGGAGAUUGAUAGAUAUUUUACCUUCACGAGACGUAUAUUAUUCUUUGUGUACUUAUGUGUUUAUUCGCAUUGAUCAUUCAUCAUUAUUCAUUGGCACAUUGAACUAACUAUGUUGACUGUGUACCGGUACAAAAUCUACUAUACUGUAAGUUGAUGAUUUGUAAUGAUAUUUCUUUUGUUUUGUAAUUGUAUUAAUUACUAAAUUGAAUCUUAUUAAUUGUGAUUGGCAACUGAUUUUGCGUGUCGUAUCUUUAUUAUUGUAUUUAUCUAUGGUAUCGUCCUUUGUUGGGCACUGUUUGAACUAGCCAUAAAUUUAAAAUAGGAGAUUCAUUUCUCACAAUAGAAGGCAGUGCGUAGCAAUCACAACAUCUUUUUUGUUCAUACAACAAAGAAUGAAAAGGUCUUUGAUACAACUACCAAACAACUCCAAAACAUUUUAUGGCUAGGCAUAAUGAGUUGUCAAAACAUAUUAAUUAUUAAUUAACGUUUGUUGUUUCAAUUCUUCCAACAAAAAAACUAGUGGCGUGCGCGCAUUGUUGAUCUAACAUUGAAUUGUUGCAUUAUUGAUUUAACAUUGAAUUGUUGCAUUGUUGAUCUGACAUUGAAUUGUUGCAUUGUUGAUCUAACAUUGAAUUGUUGCAUUGUUGAUCUAACAUUGAAUUGUUGAUCUAACAUUGAAUUGUUGCAUUGUUGAUCUAAAAUUGAAUUGUGCAUUGUUGAUCUAAAAUUGAAUUGUUGCAUUGUUGAUCUGACAUUGAAUUGUUGCAUUGUUGAUCUAACAUUGAAUUGUUGCAUUGUUGAUCUAACAUUGAAUUGUUGAUCUAACAUUGAAUUGUUGCAUUGUUGAUCUAAAAUUGAAUUGUGCAUUGUUGAUCUAAAAUUGAAUUGUUGCAUUGUUGAUCUAAAAUUUAAUUGUUGCAUUGUUGAUCUAACAUUGAAUUGUUGCAUUGUUGAUCGAACAUUGAAUUGUUGCAUUGUUGAUCUAACAUGGAACUGUUGCAUUGUUGAUCUACCAUGUAAUUGUUACAUUGUUGAUCUAACAUUGAAUUGUUGCAUUGUUGAUCUAACAUUGAAUUGUUGCAUUGUUGAUCUAACAUUGAAUUGUUGCAUUGUUGAUCUAACAUGGAAUUGUUGCAUUGUUGAUCUAACAUUGAAUUGUUACAUUGUUGAUCUAACAUUGAAUUGUUGCAUUGUUGAUAUAAUAUUGAAUUGUUGCAUUGUUGAUCUAAUAUUGAAUUGUUGCAUUGUUGAUCUAAUAUUGUAUUGUUGCAUUGUUGAUCUAACAUUGAAUUGUUGCAUUGUUGAUCUAACAUUGAAUUGUUGCAUUGUUGAUCUAACAUUAAAUUGAUUGAUUGCGUAAUCUGAAAAGUCGCAAACUAUUGGUUCUAAAAUCAUUUUAUCAACUAUUGCUGGUGUUCACAUUUCAAAGGCACAAAGCUGAGAGCAUGGAAGAUAGGAUGUAUAGCUGUAUGGCUGCAGGGAUGUAUAGCUGUAAGGCUGCAGGGAUGUAUAGCUGUAUGUACAAAGGUUGGCCAUGUCUGUAGAGCAUGCAGUGGUUAGCCAUGUCUGUAGAGGAUGUAGUGGUUGGCCAUGUCUGUAGAGGAUGUAGAAGUUGGUGAUACAUGUGGAACAUGCAGUAGUUGGCCAUGUCUGUAGACCAUGCAGUGAUUGGCCAUGUCUGCGGGGGGGGGGGGCGUGCAGUGUUUUGUUGUUUUUUUUUUUAAAGGAGAUUACUUAAAAUGCCUAGCAGCAGAAAGUCUUGUAAGGAUGUAGUCCAUUUUUACUGGAAGCCUUCUCGUAUUAAAAUCAUAAAGUACAUCUCUAUUUACUCAGCAACAAAAAGACAUUAAAAUUGACGUAGCGUUCUGGGAGGACACCAAUUGUGGAUGACUUUACAACACCAAUUGUGGAUGACUUUAUAACACCAAUUGUGGAUGACUUUACAACACCAAUUGUGGACUUUACAACACCAAUUGUGGAUGACUUUACAACACCAAUUGUGGAUGACUUUACAAAUAAAUACAAAUAAAAGAAUACUUUAAAAAAACUCCCACUUUCCCCACCCCUUUUUGCCUCUUGACACUUUGUGUUAUAAAAGUAGGUUUUUGGCAAAGAACUAUUAUCUGCCAUUUUACCAACUUGCCCCCACAAGGCACAUCGGUCCGAGUGGAACAUUUAUCACACAUAAUGGUUCAAGGAGGUUAGGUAUUCAGUCACGUGUAGUUUUGAUAGAAUGGUCCGUGACGUGAACACUUAAAUCCUGAUGCCAAAUCAGACAAAUGGAAAAUAUUAUUCGUGUUUUUUUUAUAUCUUUAAAUAUUAUUCAUUGUGAUCAAAGGAUGUACAAGAUAGAGGGAUGAAUUUCCUCUGAGUAUAAUGAGAGGACAUUUUCCAUGACCCCCCUCCCCCAAAUCUAAAUAUUUAUAAAAAGUCAUCAUAUUAAUAAACGUAUGUAUUUAUAUUUUUUAUUUUUUAAUCGUGCGUGUUAUCCCCCUUGGAUUUCCUGUUAUAAUUUUUAAAUAGCAGAAGAUAACUUGGAUCAAAUACAUUCGAAUCUUUACAAUCAAAAUGACAUUUUUAUUUAUUUUCUUGAAAAACCACACGAAAAACGUUGAAUUAUUAUUAUUAUUAUUAUUAUUAUUAUUAUUAUUAUUAAAAUUUAACAAUCAAGAAAAUAUUAUUUAAGAACUUCAAUAGGUGUGGGGUUUUCUGUUUAAUUUCUGAAUUUCCAACUUUCAUGUACAACUUUCAUGUAGAAAUUUCAUGUACAACUUUCAUGCACAAAUUUCAUGUACAAAUUUCAUAUACAAAUUUCAAGUACAACUUUCAUUUACAACUGUCAUAUACACCUUUCAUAUAGAACUUUCACGUACAACUUUCAUGAACAACUUUCAAAAACAACUUUCAUAUACAAAUUUCACGUACAACUUUCAUGUACAACUUUCAUAUACAACUUUUAUGUACACAAUUCAUGUACAACUUUCAUCAAUCGCCAUCUGAAAUAUUGAUUACAUUCAGAUCGGAAGGGUAAAUGCAGAAUGAAAGAAAACUUAAUAUUUAAAAAGGUUUUUUUUCCACAGAAAUAUAAUAAGUACGAUGACCUUGCUUAGUUCAAUUUCCAAGGUCAUUAUUUUUAGCUACAACUCUGGAUAAGUUUAAAAAUAACAUUAGGCAAUUUUUUUUAAAAAAGGGUAUAUAUGAAGCAGCUGAAACUAUGGUCGCGAACAAGAUCAAACAUAAAUAAGACAGAUAAAUAAAUCAGACAAAUAAAAUAUUUAUAAUCUAGUUUUAAUGAUGUGUUGAUAUGUUAUCAUCCACAGGAAAGAGGUGGAAAAGUUUGAGACCAGAUCAGAAGCAGCCGUUCGUGGACGAGGCGGAGAGAAUCCGGGUGCAGCACACACAAGAUUAUCCGGACUACAAGUACAGGCCAAGGCGGAGGAAACUGACCAAAAGAAGUGGCGUCAGAGGCGGUGACUCACCCACUCCGAGCCCACCGGAUUCUACGUCACGGAGUGAACUGUCCUCGCCGGAGACAAUAUCGGCAUCUUUCGUUAAACAGUCGGCCCCUCUGUCGAUGAUGUCAGAUGCUCAGGGUCAAGGGCGGUGCUCGGCAUAUCCCGGUGAAAAUAUUGAGUCCACGCUGCAACUCGAGUUCGGGCCGUUCAGUCAACACGGUGCGGCUCAGAGCAGAACGAGAGACUUUAUCGGCUUCUAUACAGGCAAGCCUCACUUUGUGCGCAUGUCUGGGGUGCCUGAAAACAUGGAGUUUGGUGGAAACCAGACUUUCUUUAACGCCAAAAGCGCUUCUUACUCCAACCUUCUCCGUAGAAUAUCCGCUGAGGUCGGUGACGGAACCGCCUCCAAUUCUUCUUUGAACAGCACGAAUGGGAUGAAUUCAACAAGAUCACCGCCUGAAUAUGACAGACAUCAGUCUUUUCAUCGAACCGAGUCUUCGGCCCUCCUCACGACGACCUUUCGGCAGGAGGAGUUCUCUUAUGAAAUGUCGGGUCAGACUUUGCAAACUAAAAAUGAAUCAUUCCAAAUGUUUGGCUCCAGAGAUUCAUUUCUGGAGAGUGGACCCAAAGAAACAAAGACUUCAAGACCCGAAGACUCCAAAAUGACAGAUUCAUUCGACGAUGUUAGGCAAAAUCACAACGGUUUUAGUUUUGAUCCUGCAGAAACUUAUUCUGAUAAACUAGACAACAGAUCAGCCUCACAAGCAGAAGCGCUGACCUGCGCAGAUAUCUACGAACUCGAUCAAUUCCUGGAAAAAACUUUCAACGCCGAUCUAUACCCCAGCUCUGAUGGUGGGCAUCUCUAUCCCAGCUCUGAUGGCGGGCAUCUCUAUCCCAGCUCUGAUGGUGGGCAUCUCUAUCCCAGUGCUUAUGGUGGGCAUCUCUAUCCCAGUGCUGGUGGCGGGCUUUAUGCAAGCCCCAAUUCUGAAUCGCCGACCUCAUAUCAUGAGAGAGAUCGCCAAGCUUCACAGAAAACUGUGAAAGAAGAGUUUGAAAGCUCGUCUUCAGAAGCGAACCUUUCAUCGCCUGAACUCGCGAACCUUUCAUCGCCUGAACUCGUCCGGUCUGCAGAAACACCGGACACGGCAACAGUUUUGGAAUACGGAUUAGCACUUGACGCUAAAUACCGCAACGAAUGCAGCUCGACGCUAUAUCCCUCAAGUACCGGAUACCGUACUUGCGAAUAUCAAAACGAUGUUACAGACGGUUGUGAAAUCUUUGAAGAGGUGGGGAGCACCUACAUACGUCAUUUUAAUAGUUUUACAAGACAGGAGAGUAGACAGACGUCAGUCUGUAGCGAGUUGUCCGACUUGUCUAACGCUAGUGACUUUUCAGAGUCUGAUUAUCAAAGGCGUCGCCCUCCUUAUUUCAGACAGGCUCCGGUUAUUGAAUGUGACCAAGACGCCGUGUUUGAAAGCAGGUCACGUCUGCACACACCGGAAGUAAUGGUUGCCAAUUACUCGAAUGAAACAAAGCAACAAGUUUCAACAAACUUUUUCGACACCCCGAGUCUAGUCACGCCUGAGUUGAGCCACUUCAACACUCCGUCCAUACUAAACAUAAACAAACCUCGGUCAUUUCAACGUGAACAACGUGGCAGUCAACAGUGUGGAAGUUCUGAACAUUUGAAUUUGGAGCGACAGCCCUACGGCUCAAACUUCCAGUAUUUCAUGUCUACAGAGGAGAACCCAUUUUAUUACUGUAAGGGUAAUAAGUUAGCCGUUCCUUCAGAUAUGGUUACAGAUCAACACAUUUCUACGCACGGUAACUGUGAACAUUAUACCGGAAGCAACUCAGCGUCAGCUCGAGGCGCAUGCGCCUCCCAAGAGUUUGGCCCUUGUCAAGAGGCAAGUCCUGGUGUAUCGUGCAUAACGGAUGUCAGCGUUUCUUCCGUGGAGUACAGACAAGUUGUACCCCUCUACGAGUCCGACUCCCCGUCGGAUGACGGCAGACGGUCUCACGACAGCAGUAUUGGGGGCUCGUGUGUUGAUCUAUCGCUAGGAGAUGCCCCGGAUCUAGUUUAUUAUAAGGCCAAAGGUCGCGGUGAUCCUGACCAUCGUGAUGAAACGUCACUAUUGAUUUCUGCUCUGACCCAGAAGACGAUGCUUUGAUUGAUGUUUGUGGGCUGAUGUGGCAGAUGAGAGUUACAAAAUAUGUUGCUGUUGUUUUUUGUUGAUUUUUUUUACAUAAAAAAAAGAAAUAAUUACGGCAAACGUUACAGAAAGGGGCUUGUUUCAAAGGAUUCAGAUAAAAAAAUAUUUAUUAUGGAUUAAAUUUUAUGCUCUGUCAUUUUUAAUAACUUGCGUCAUGAUGAAAGACGUACAUAGUCUUAGUUAAAAUUAGUCGUAGUAUAGUUUAACAUAAUCAUAGUUUAACACAUUCAUAGUUUUCAGUGAAAUGUAGGCCCUAUAUUUUAAAAAAAUACUUUAAAAGCUCCAAAAGAAACAUUCACAGUAGAUGGUUCCUCAUAAUCCUGUUUUAUAUGUCUUUGUUUCUCAUAGCAAAAGGUUUAAUUUCAUCUCUAAUAUGUUUAUUGUUUUAUAACUGUACAAACUUCAAUAAAUUACCAGAGUGUUGUUCAAAAAUUUGUAUAUAUAUAUAUAUAAAGAGAUGUGAGUGCCGCCUUUAACCGCCUAACUUGUCAUGCCAUUAUUUUUAAAAAAAACUAAUUGAUUUCAUACAAAUACAAGUUGAUUUAUCCAACACCUAACACCUCCCCAACUCCCAUCACAUGGUUGCGAUCCACAACUACGAACUCUAUAUGAGCUUCAGUUGUGGCACAAGGAACUCUUCUAUUGUUCAGGUGUCGUUAGUUUGUACGGCUUGUAAGCACAUGUGUUUCCUACAGAUGUUGUUUGGCUUGUAAGCACAUUAUGUGUUUCCUACAAAUGUCAUCAUUAUUUUAUCUUGUAACAUCAAAUAUAUUUUUUAAUUAAAAACUUAACAUUUGAAAUGGGAAAGUAUAUAAAUAAGUAUAAAGUAUAUAUAAAAAAAGAUUCCUUAUAGACUUGAAAAUAAAGAGGGAAAAAAAGCGUUGGAAUUAUGUAUAUUUCUUCUUUAGUUUUGACUCAAUAAUUCUAUAAUUUAUAAUAACAUUAUCAAUACCACCCCACCCCCCAAAUCCAAUUGUUAAUUAAUUUUUUUUCUUCAAUAAAUCUUUUUCUCUCAUCUGGAUUAUACUUGUUUUAGUAUUAUUAUUAUUAUGAUGUUGUAUUCCUUGCUUGUCAAACAUGCCACAUGUGCUGUAUCAAAGUAAUAGUAGAUAUCUUACUGUAAUUACUAUUUAAAUGUUAAUCGCGUCUAUUAUGUGUAAAACAAAUAGUAUGCUGUGCAUGAAUGAUUUCCCUAUGCUAUCUUUGCCUUGAUUCUUUUGGUUUUUUUUCAUUUAUAAAAAAUAUAUUUCAAAGCAUGUUUACCAUUAAAUCACUCAAUGAUAAUACAUUUCAUAUGGUUUUUUUACACAUCCCAUACAUAAUGAUGCCAUUAUAUGUUGAUUUUGUUGCACUCCACCUCCCUAUCCCAGGGCAAAGCUAUAUUUUCACACAUGUAAACUAAAAUUGUGCAAACAGUAAACUAAAGUUGUGUUAAUAGUAAACUAAAGUUGUGCUAGCAGUAAAAAAACAAAAAAAAAAACUAUGCCAUCAGAAUGUCUAAUUCCUUCCCCCACUUGGUUAUUCAUUGAAAUAAUUGCCUUGUACUUGUAGUUUUGUUG